GGAUGCUGUUGGUAUUAUCAAUGUAUACAGACAAAUAAAACUGCUAAGAAUUCGUCAGAAGCCGAAAUUGACGAUAUGCUCAAAAGAAGGGGUGGAUUAGCUAUACUCAACCAAAUCAUACAGCUCAACCGCUUGCCCGUACCGUUUUUUGCCUCUGGAGGAAUUACCACGCCUGUAGAUGUGGCGCAUGUUCGGCGUGCCGGGUGCGAUGGAGUCAUCGCCAGCACUAUAAUCUUCAAUGGCUUGGAUCCUGUCAAGCGCGCUGCUGCUAUUGUCAGCGCGUGCAAAAAUUUCAACGACAACAAGCUUAUAGGUGAGCUGUCGAAGGACUUUAAGCAGGUACAAAGAGAAGAAUGAAG
Messenger RNA from Kickxella alabastrina, 359 nucleotides. RefSeq lists its product as uncharacterized. The annotation marks the transcript as partial. NCBI's taxonomy places the organism in Eukaryota, Fungi, Kickxellomycota, Kickxellomycetes, Kickxellales, Kickxellaceae. The record is from RefSeq and is a predicted model, not a curated record. The transcript has a single exon.